AUGAAAGAAUUUACAAUCAAAAUUAUUUAAUUGUAAUCUCUGAUUUCUCAGAUAAUAUCUGCAAAAGUCGAAAAAAAGUUUUCAAAUAAGGAACAGUUUACAGGGAUUUCUAAUUGCUUGUUGGUAUUGAAGAGUUUUAAAGAAUUUUAAGCAUCAUAUCAACUAAUUAAACUGUCAAAAUUAUAAAUAAUUUUAUCUGAAAAUCAUUUAGUUGAAGUAGAAAAAAAGAAUAUAAUUUAGUCUGUAAAUAUAGCAAUGAAGUUCGGAAAGUUGCUACUUCACGAUAGGGUUCCAGAGUGGGCAGAGGCAUAUAUAGAGUAUAACACUCUGAAGAAGCUUCUUGCUCCUGCAAAGAUUUUACAGAAGAAGUUUGUGACAGCAAUUUAUAAGGAAGGGAAUUUGGUUUUUCAUAUUACCAACAGAAAGAACUUAAGAGUUGAAGAAGUAGUUUAUUGUAUUCGCACUUUCGAAGAUCUCAUAAAAAGUGAAAUUGUCAAAAUUGAUAAAUUUUUUAUGUAUAAACUGUUAGAUGUGUUGAAGAGGUAUAAAUAUCUGAUGAUAAAUUCCUCUUUUGUUGGGAAAUCACUACAUAAUUAGCAGAGAGUAAAGAACGAAUAGAGAUUAAAAUAUUCCUUCAAAAUUUAUUAUAAGGAGCUAAAUAUGCUAAAAGAUUACAUUAAGUUAAAUGAAAUGGGACUCCAAAAAAUUUUAAAAAAGUAUUCCAAAGUUGUAAAGUCGCUAACUUAAACAGAGCAUCAAGAUUUUAAUCUUGCAAAAAGGGUUAACUCAGGUCAGUAUAAUACUUAUCUAGCUAGAAAUAAGGACAAGCUCAUGGAUAUAAUUAAAAAAACAGAAGAAAAUUACAUAAACUUAUUUUAUCCAGACAUUUCACAAUAGAAAAUGGGCAGAGUUGACUUCAGACUAUAUACAACUCCUAAACCUCUUUCUCCAAAUUAAAUUCUUUUCUAUGGCGUUUUUUGUGGAAUUUCACUCAUAUUACUUUUAUUUAUAGUUCUUAAGUUCGUUUAAGUUUAUAGUGAAAACCCUUCAGCAGUGCAAAAGACACGACUGAGCACUAUCUUCCCUCUAUUUAGAGGAAAUGGUUUGUUUAUAACUAACAUUUGGUUGAUUGCCUGGAAUGUUCAUGGUUGGUAAAACAACCAUAUUAACUACAAGUUAAUAUUUAAAUUUAAUCAUCAUUUUAGUUAGAUGUAUUAAAUUCUUAAGAGAGCCUCUUUCUUUACUUUCUUCUAUUUUGUUUGCUUUGUUUGGUAUAUAUUUUUGAAUACUCCUCAUUAAGAUGUAGCAAGCUCUGGAGGUGGUGUUGAUUUAUAUUUUCUGAUUGAUUGGAUAGACAUGGAACUUCUUCCACUUAUUGGCUGGCUUAUGCUUUUUGGAUAUUAUUUCUUUCCAUUCUUUAAUGUUUCGUUUUUUAACCCUCAAGGUAGAUUGUAUUUCUUCCGUCUCCUUGCUGAUUGUCUUAAAUCUCCGUUUGUUAAAAUGGAGUUUAGAAUCUCUUGGAUGACAGAUAUGCUCGUUUCUUUAGCAGGUCCAUUGAAGGACUUGGGAAUUACAAUUUGCUUCUACUUAAGUAAAUUUCAUAUCAUAUCCGAUUAGUGUUCAAAUAGCAGCGUAAUGCCAUUUUUACUGAAUAUUAUACCAACACUAUAUAGAAUGCUUUAAUGUAUUAGAUAGGGAUAUGACAAUAAGAAAUUUUGGAGAACUUGGCCUUUCUAUAACUGCAUUAAAUAUAUUUUUUCUUUGUUGACUUCAAUAUUAUCUUACUAAUAUACUGUUAAUAGUGAGAAAAAAUACUUAAUAUCUUGGUUGUUGGUAGGAUCUUUUAGUACUUUAAUUUCUUUUUAUUGGGAUAUUUCUUAAGAUUGGGGAUUAUUGAAAAUAGGCAAGACUUGGAAAGAAACACGUUUACUUGGAAGAUAGCUUUAUUACAGCAACUAAAAUAUAUAUCUUUUUGCGAUUUUUUCCAAUCUCAUUCUCAGAAUAGUAUGGGCAAUGAAUAUUUCUUUGGGAUUAACAGCAAUAAUAGACAAUGCCAUAAAUAUUCCAGGCAUGUUCACUUUUAUUGUAUAUUUCCUUGAACUUUAUAGGAGAUGUUAGUGGAAUUUUUUCCGUGUUGAGCUAGAGCAUAUUAACAAUUGCAAUAAAUACAAAGCUGUUGUUGACUUAGAAUUACCAAUUCAAGUCGAUACUUCUUCAGUCACUCGUAUAAAUCCUAUAUAAAAUAAUUAUGCAACAACUCUCCUAACUGAAAAUGCUGGGCUAAGAGGAACAAAUAGUAAUUUACCAGAAAUGGAUGUAGAAUCAAAUAAUAUAAAGAUUCAAAAUAAUGAACUCCUCUCUCCAAAAGAUAAUGAAUACAUCGUAUCUGAGUAAUUAUCUCCUAUCCAUAUACUAAAACAUAAGGAUAAUUAAAUGAUAGAAUCAAAUGGAUUUAAUCAAUAAUUCACUGAUGCUUACAACAGAAAUAACUUGCUUUCUAUAAAUGUUGGAACAAUAGAUCAGAUGAAGCUAUCUAGCGUAGGAGCAAUGAAUGAAAUAAAACUUAAUAUUUUGGGAGAUGGGGCUAAUAUUUAAGAAAGCAAAAGAUUAAAAAGGAAAAAUUUAGAGGAUGAAGAUAUUAAAAAAAUUGAAUCAAAUAGUACAAAAAGGAAGGAAGAUAAAAAUGAUACAUUUAUAAAUUAAUUUAAAAGAGAGGAAAUAAAAAUUUAGGCUGCCUUAAAAUAAUUUUAAGAUCAACUAUAAUUAGGAGUGUCCUCUAAGUAAAUAAAACAAGCCUUGAAAGUCUUGAAAAGUAUAAAGCCAUUCCUCAAGCAUGAAUAAUUAAAUUAGGUCUAAAUUUAAAGCGAGAUGCUAAAUUAUGUUGAUGAAGAAUCAAUCCGUUUACAAAUCUGA
Tetrahymena thermophila SB210 is the source of this 2913-nucleotide messenger RNA. RefSeq names its product EXS family protein. NCBI's taxonomy places the organism in Eukaryota, Ciliophora, Oligohymenophorea, Hymenostomatida, Tetrahymenidae. Gene Ontology annotation, molecular function: inositol hexakisphosphate binding. Gene Ontology annotation, biological process: phosphate ion transport; cellular response to phosphate starvation. Gene Ontology annotation, cellular component: plasma membrane; cytoplasm; Golgi apparatus. The record is from RefSeq and is a predicted model, not a curated record. The transcript has 3 exons.